ACAGGGGACGAGGUGCUGGAGCGUAUUAGAAAGGCAGCGGAUGCAAAAGAAGGUUGGGUCAGGGUGGAAAAGGUCAGGAAAGCAAGGGAUAGGAAGAUAAUUAUAGGAUUCGGAUCUAAGGAAGAAAGAGAAAAGAUGAAAGAAAGAUUUAGGAACACGGCAGCCGAGCUCAGUGUCGAAGAAGUCAGGAACAAAGACCCGAUGCUGCUCCUCAGAGAUGUUCUAAACAUAAAUACAGACGAGGACAUAGAGAAAGCACUGAAGAACCAGAAUAAGGGUAUUUUUGAUCCCACCGACGAGGACAACAGGAUUGUGAUAAAAUAUAGAAAAAAGACAAGGAAUCCCCAUACUAGCCAUGUCGUCAUUGCGGUGUCUCCGAGGAUCUGGCAGAAAGCAAUAGACAAAGGUUAUGCUCAUAUCGAUCUGCAACGAAUUAGGAUCGAAGACCAGACGCCGUUGAUACAAUGUACACGAUGUCUGGGCUUCGGACAUAGUAAGCGAUUCUGCACCGACCCGUCCGAUAUGUGUAGCCAUUGCGGAGGCCCG
Papilio polytes (common Mormon) is the source of this 546-nucleotide messenger RNA. RefSeq lists its product as uncharacterized. NCBI's taxonomy places the organism in Eukaryota, Metazoa, Arthropoda, Insecta, Lepidoptera, Papilionidae. Gene Ontology annotation, molecular function: nucleic acid binding; zinc ion binding. The annotation marks the transcript as partial. The transcript has a single exon. The record is from RefSeq and is a predicted model, not a curated record.